Molecule: messenger RNA, 1038 nt
Organism: Podospora anserina S mat+
Lineage: Eukaryota; Fungi; Ascomycota; Sordariomycetes; Sordariales; Podosporaceae
Exons: 5
Coding region: 1-1038 (345 amino acids)
Biological process (GO): peptidyl-arginine methylation
Cellular component (GO): nucleus
Molecular function (GO): protein-arginine N-methyltransferase activity
Source: RefSeq, a predicted model, not a curated record
AUGGUCAACGACGCUAUGGAUAUCGAGACUGCUGAGAAGAACCUCAAGCAGCUCGACCACGCCGAGCAGCACUACUUCAACAGCUUUCGUUAUCAAGGCAUCCACGAGGAGAUGUUGAAAGAUGAGGUCCGCACAAGAUCAUACAUGAACGCCAUCGUUCAAAACAAGCACAUCUUCAAGGACAAGGUCGUUCUCGAUGUCGGCUGCGGCACCGGUAUUCUCUCGAUGUUCGCUGCCAAGGCUGGCGCGAAGCAUGUCAUUGGUGUUGACAUGUCCACCAUCAUCUUCAAGGCCCGCGAGAUCGUCGAGGUCAACGGGCUGUCCGACAAGAUCACCCUCAUCCAGGGCAAGAUGGAGGAGAUUACCCUUCCCUUCCCCCAGGUGGACAUUAUCAUCUCAGAGUGGAUGGGCUACUUCCUGUUGUACGAGUCCAUGUUGGACACUGUGUUGUAUGCCCGUGACAAGUACCUUGUCAAGGACGGUCUCAUCUUCCCCGACAAGGCGAGCAUCUAUGUUGCUGGUAUUGAGGACGGCGAUUACAAGGACGAGAAAAUCGGAUUUUGGGAUAACGUCUAUGGUUUCAACUACUCGCCUCUCAAGGAGACCGCCUUGUCUGAGCCUCUCGUCGAUACUGUCGAGAUGAAGGCCGUCGUUACCGACCCAUCUCUCGUUCUCACCCUCGACCUUUACAAGUGCACGGUCGAGGAUUUGGCUUUUAGCUGCCCAUUCGACCUCGUCGCCAGACGGGAUGACUUCAUCCACGCUCUUGUCGCCUGGUUCGACAUUGACUUUACCGCCUGCCACAAGACAGUCCGCUUCUCCACUGGGCCACACACUAAGUACACUCACUGGAAGCAGACCGUCUUCUACCUCAAGGAUAUGCUUACUGUCCAGCAAGGAGAGAAGAUUGAGUGCUCUCUCCACAACCGCCCCAACGAGAAGAACCGUCGCGAUCUCGACAUCAAGAUCGAGUACCGUCUCGAGACCGAGGACCCCACCCGCAAGGCUGAGGGAACCUGCCUGUACAAGAUGUGCUAG